AUGACCGCUGCCGCCGCUGCCGCUCCGCCGCAGACCGUCCAUGUCCUCCCCGGGUCGACGAACGUACCUCUCGCUGACUUUCCACCGCCGGCUGCGAUCGACUCCGUGAAUGCGGAAUCGGAGGCGCAGGCCGCAAUCGAGGCUCUCAAUGCAACGAUCUCGAAGGCCGACUUCAACGCGGCGUCUGGGCUGUUCGCCCACAACGGCUACUGGCGCGACCACCUGGCCCUGUCGUGGGAGUUUCGCACCGUCAAGGGCAACGACGGCAUCUUGGCCUUCUUGCAGCACUGUGCCCGAUCCAGGGAUGGCUUUCGGCUGCAGCGGCUCGAGCUGGACACGGCAAGGGCGCCAGCCAUCAUGCCCAUAGAUGGCGGAGCCGGUGUCAAUGGUAUCCACGCCUUCUUUCGCUUCGAGACGUCCAUCGGGACGGGCGAAGGCACCUUGCGCCUUGCCCUCGAAGAUGGAAAAUGGAAGAUUUUCACAAUCUACACCAGCCUGCGGGAAUUGAAUGGCCAUCCAGAACGUACCUUUGUUCAUCGGCCCCCAGGCGUUGAGCAUGGCGCACCGACGGAUGGCAAGAACUGGGCUGACAGGCGGGCCGCCGAGGUUGCCAUCGAUGGUGGGAUCGAGCCUGCUGUGCUUAUCGUUGGGGCCGGGCAGGCAGGCCUGACCGCGGCCGCCAGACUUCAGGUACUGGGUGUCAGGGCGCUACUCAUAGACAGAAAUGAGCGUGUGGGCGAUAACUGGCGCAAGCGAUAUCGCCAACUUGUCCUUCACGACCCCGUAUGGUACGACCACCUGCCAUAUCUCAAUUUCCCACCGCAAUGGCCCAUCUUUACCCCGAAGGACAAGCUGGCCCAGUUCCUGGCGUCGUACGCAGAGUUGAUGGAGCUCAACGUCUGGAUGAAUACAGAGCUUGCAAGCAGCCGAUGGAAUGAGAAAGAGGGCAACUGGACAGUGACUGUCACACGCAAGCUCGGAGACGGGGCAACGCAAACGCGAGAGCUUCGUCCGCGACACAUCAUCCAGGCCACGGGUGCCUCUGGGAUGAAGUGCCAGCCCGUUUUCAAGGGCGCGGAGGCUUUCAAGGGGGGCGUGCUCUGCCACUCGUCCGAAUUCUCGGGCGCGCGCAAGGACUCUGCAGGAAAAAGGGCCGUGAUAGUGGGCUGCUGCAAUUCCGCACAUGACAUCGCCCAAGAGUACCUCGACAAAGGCUACGACGUGACAAUGGUGCAGCGGUCAAGCACGCACGUCGUGUCCUCCAAAGCUAUUUUGGACAUUGCCUUCAAGGGUCUCUACUCGGAAGAUGCCCCGCCGGUCGACACUUCCGACAUGAUUGUGCAGGGCAUGCCGCUGGCCGUGCUCAAGGCUGUGCAGGUCAAGGUCGCUGCGCGCCAACGGGAGCACGACAGGGGCAUGCUGGAGGGCCUGGCCAGAGCUGGCUUCAACGUCGACCAUGGACCGGACGACUCGGGUCUCUUUUUGAAGUAUUUCCAACGCGGCGGGGGAUACUACAUCGAUGUCGGCGCCGCAAAGCUGAUUGCCGAUGGCAGGAUCAAGAUUAAGCAGGGCCAGGAGAUCUCCGAGAUACUCCCCGGCGGCAUCCGCUUCGCGGAUGGGUCCGAGUUGGAGGCGGAUGAAAUUAUCCUCGCGACGGGUUACGAGAACAUGAGGACGCAGACUAGGGUCAUGUUUGGUGACGCGGUGGCAGACAAAGUCCAUGAUGCCUGGGGCCUGAACGAAGAAGGGGAGAUGCGGACCGUCUGGCAGAAGAGUGGACAUCCGGGGCUCUGGCUGCACGGCGGCAACCUGGCACUGUGCCGUUUCUUCUCGAGGCUUCUGGCGUUGCAGAUCAAGGGGCUCGAGGAGGGUCUCUAUGCAUAUGGUGACAUUUAG
Molecule: messenger RNA, 1896 nt
Organism: Purpureocillium lilacinum
Lineage: Eukaryota; Fungi; Ascomycota; Sordariomycetes; Hypocreales; Ophiocordycipitaceae
Molecular function (GO): monooxygenase activity; flavin adenine dinucleotide binding
Source: RefSeq, a predicted model, not a curated record